This is a messenger RNA of Perca fluviatilis (European perch), 3722 nucleotides long. RefSeq names its product cysteine-serine-rich nuclear protein 2 (gene csrnp2). The transcript has 5 exons. Gene Ontology annotation, biological process: regulation of transcription by RNA polymerase II. The coding region runs from base 707 to 2374 and encodes 555 amino acids. Gene Ontology annotation, cellular component: nucleus. NCBI's taxonomy places the organism in Eukaryota, Metazoa, Chordata, Actinopteri, Perciformes, Percidae. The record is from RefSeq and is a predicted model, not a curated record. Gene Ontology annotation, molecular function: DNA-binding transcription factor activity, RNA polymerase II-specific; sequence-specific DNA binding.
AAAGUAUAUAUACGGCUACAGGGAAGAAUUUCUUCCUCUAUUGUUACAUUGUAACAAACGGGGCCGGGGCGGAACGGGGAGAAAGGCAGGCGUCUUCUCGUUACGUUUGCAACAUUUUGACUCCAUUCGAUUAAAAAAAAAAGGAAGCCAAAAUCCGCGUUAAUGCGAGACGAAAGCGAAGUAAGCACCGCCGACUGAACCCGCCCCGGCGAGAAAAAGGAUAAACGAACACAGAUGUCAGCGGAUUUCUACAUCGCAAGCCUAUCAGAAAGAUAAGACAUUCGGCUAAUUAUAUUAUUCAUGUUAGGCAAUAAAUCGCAGCUAUUCAUAUGACGUCCCUAUUUCUGCCGUCUGUCCUUUAAAUGGAUAGGCAUGCAACAUUUAAAUAAAACCCGCAGGUCUAGCAGACAGCUCCUGCUUUCUUCGUGUGUGCAGAACAAUGAGCAUGGAGCCUAAGUAGCCUGCUAUAGUCAGAUAGAAGUGUUGCAAAUUGACAGUCACGCAAGCUUCCAGACCGAUUACUUUAGGUUACGAUUGCCCCACGGUUGCAGUCUGGAUACUCUGUUCAGAGAUAUCGGUUUUGUACUAAAAAAGGCAUCUCACAGGGCGUUGAAAGAUUGAUGUGCAGCUCACAUUGGAAAGGGAAACGACCUACGAGUUGGUUGGAAUAAGGGUCCUUGUAUUCUGCCCCAGACACCGAGUUUCCAUGGAGGCAGGUUCGUCCCUCAGCCUCAAACGAAGAUAUGAAGAGGUGGACAACAGCUCUCCAUUCUCUACACCUAAGGACUCCGACGAUGACAUUUCCAGCAGUGACAGCGCUGACAGCUGUGACAGCCUCAACCCCCCCUCCAGCACUGCAUUUACCCCCACCUCCAUCCUCAGACAGCACAAGCCGUCACCGGGGGGAAAACGGGUACGUUUUGAUGUGGUGACGGUGUAUUACUUUCCCCGGCGGCAGGGGUUCACCAGCGUGCCCAGCCAGGGUGGCAGCUCCCUGGGCAUGGCCCGUCACCACUCCUCUAUCAGACACUACACGCUGGGCGAGUUUGCCCGAGAACAGGAAACGAGCCACCGGCACACUUUACGCCAGCACCUGCGCCAAGAGAAGCUCAAUGCCCGCAAGAUGAAGCUGACAAGGAACGGCACGGUGGAGUGCGCUCAGGCAGACCUGCUGACACUGGAGGACGUAUCCGAUGAGGACCUGGACGUGGACGAGGUGGAGGUGGACGACUGCUUCUUUCUUCAGCCGCUGCCCACAAAGCGCCGCCGAGCCCUCCUGCGAGCGUCCGGCAUCGCACGCAUCGAUGCGCGGGAGAAAGCCGAGCUCCGAACCAUCCGCCUCUCGCGGGAGGAAUGCGGCUGCGACUGCCGCUUGUACUGCGACCCGCGCCACUGCGGCUGCAGCCAGGCUGGGAUUAAGUGCCAGGUGGACCGAAUGUCGUUCCCGUGUGGCUGCUCUCGGGAUGGCUGCGGCAACAUGGCGGGCCGCAUCGAGUUCAACCCUCUACGCGUCCGAACUCACUACCUGCACACCAUCAUGAAGCUGGACCUGGAGAAGAGGAGGGUGCUGAUACAAGGGACCGGCGACCAGUACGCCGAAUCCGACCACAUGUCCUCCCCCUCCUCCACUUGCCCCACGUCUCCGGACCUAUCCUCCGUCGCCGGCCUGGACUCCGAGCUGGAGGAGAGCGAGGCGCAGACGGCGGCGGAGGUCCAGGAUCUCCUGGCGGAGCAGGACAUCCUGGAGCGAGAGAACGAGACGGCCGUGCUGCACCUGCAGAGCGCCGAGGAGCAGGAGAGGCGGGAGCGCGAGGAGGCGGAGGGGGAGGCGGUGCAGACGGAGCUGGGCGCACAGCAGCCUCUCUGCCUCCUGCCCGGGCAGGCGGGGGUGCCGGGGGUGGAGCAGGUCCUCCUGCAGGGGCCCUUCCCCACGGGGGCCACAGUGCUCUGCAUCACUGACAACCAGGAGGAGAGCCCCUCGGCCCUCCUCAAAGACUCCACUUCUCUGCUCUACUACCAGCUGGGCCCCAUCCAACCGGGGGCCUUCGAGAGCCUGCACAGAGCGCAGGAGGCGGAACAGGAGGAGCGCUCGCUGGGAGAACAGGGUUCAGGAGGAGGCCAAAGGAAAGAAGAAGAAGAAGGAGGAGGAGGAGGAGGAGGAGGAGGAGGAGGAGAGGAGUCGAAAAAUGAUGAGAUCCCCUGCAGGCCGAUUUUGGGCAAGUCUUUGACCAAUGUGAUCCUGCGCUCGGAGGGCUGCGUGGCAGUGGCGGAGGAGAGGCCCUCGAGCCCCCUGCAGAGCCCGGCUGGUGUGCAGCAGUGCCAACGGGAGGCGUGCUCCGAGGAAGGAGUCAAUCCACUGCCUCCCGAAGUUUAGCUCUAGCUUCUCUGCAGAUAUUUUGCACAAUAGCUUCAUCUAAGAUGAAAAGAAAUGUACACAUUUCACAUUUAUCACUGCUAUUAUCAAGAAUUAUUACAGGUUGCAAUCUCUUGUAGUGACUGUCAUUGAAUUAUGUGGAGAAUAAGAAGUGAGUAUUACAAGACCUGAGGGGGAGGGAGGGGGUGGGGGGGGUGUGGUGUGGGUGUGGAAUGCUGAAAGCACAUACAGACUACUCCCGAGAAGUAAUAUGGAUGCAGUUACAAGGAAACAUUGUACGUAAUUCAGUUUAGGGGUGAUGAAUACGGCCUUAAUGGAAAAAACAUUAAAAAAAAAAAUCAAAAAGUAACACUUGUGUGUAGGAGUCGAUGGGAAAGUACACAGCAAGUAGUGCUUUGUUAAUUCCCAUCGUAGCGAACAGAAAAACGCAACGUGGGAAUGCUGACGUAAGCCUUUUGUUUGGUGAUGAUCAAAAAAACCAACAUAAAAACAAAGCUAUCGAUGCUAAACACAAAUAGUUUUGCGGUGAGCCCGAAGCUCACGAGUCGAGAUCCCUACUCGCUCACUCCCCCUUACAGCGAACCUGUGCUGUAGUCAAGCCAAAUAAAGGCCUCCGAUAGUAUCCUCCGCUGAAAACAGACCUAAUUAUCCUGGAAAUACUUGUUUUUGUGUACUGUAUAUGCAUUUGCAAUGUGCAAGACAGAGCCGAGGUCGCUGCUUUUUAUUUUAAAUUUUUUAACCGUACGCACAUUGUGAAGCCGAGGGCCAGUGUUGGCGGCGCUGCUGUUAACGAAGGAAAACCAACACAGAGCAGCGGCCAACACCGGGCCUUAGUUAUUGCUCUUGCUCACCUCGCGCCGCUCGUGCAAAUGCAGUGGAUUUUUGUCGACAGAACCUCUAGUUUACCUGUAGUUCCAAUGCCUAUGAUAUUCCUUAUUAUUUCCUUGAUUAAUGUGUCUUUUGUGGAUUAGAUCCUGUUGGUUUGAAGUCCUGAGUCUUUUGUUUUCUUUUGUUGUUGUUGUUGUUGUUGUUGUUUUUUUUUGGAGUGAAAGGAGAUCUUUUAUACUGCUAUAGCCGUAACCCCAUGUGGUCAGUCAUGUCAUGCCAGGAUAGAUCUUCCCCAGGCCUCUCCUCUUUUAAUGAAUUCUACUACAUUAUGAGGAAGAGAUGAUUUCCGAAUCAAGUCCGAUUGCAUAUGAAGAAUAUAGCAUGGGAAGAGUCAAAGAAAGUAGUUCUACAAAGUGAUGUGAGGUUACUAACUUAUGAAACAGAUUGACAACGAACUGACUUUGUAUAUUUUAGUGUGUGUGCGUGUGUGUGUGUGUGUGUGCGCGCGUGCGUGCGCGCG